AUGGUGGACAACAAGUUGAGCUGGAGGGACCAGAUCUUCCGUACGGCGGACAAGGCUGCUAGGAGUGUCGCUGCUCUUAGUAGGCUUAUGGCCAAUGUCGGUGGUCCCCGGUCCAGCCGUAGAACACUACUGAUGUCUGCAGUCCAGUCCGUGCUUCUCUACGGCUCUGAGGUGUGGGCAGACGCGCUUAACAAGGAGGCGUAUAGGUUGAGGCUCGCACGAGUGCAGCGUCAGGCGGCUUUCAGGGUCGCUUCCGCGUACCGUACGGUGUCCGAACCGGCCGUUUUGGUGAUCGCUGGAGUUAUCCCAGUCAAACUCUUGGCAGCGGAGAGGAAGGCAAUCUACCAGAGACAAGGCUACAUCGGAAAGGACGCUGCAAGAACAGAAGAGCGCUCCCGCACUUUUCAGUCGUACCUGCACUUGAUGGCCAAAACGAAUUCACCUGACUGCAUUUACUGCCCAUGCAUUCCCGACGACGCGGAACACACCUUUUUCCGCUGUCCACAAUGGGAUAUGCUUCGCCAGGAGGCCAUUCAACAUCUUGGGGUGCUGUCGAUUGAAUCGAUCUGUGAGACCUUGCUGAAGGGUGAGGACAACUGGGACUGCUGGUCGCACUUUGUCCGGAACGGUGUUUUUGCCGGUCCGGCGGGAGUGAGCGGCUUGAGCGGCAGUGAGCGGCUGACGUCACACGACGCCGCCCCCGCCCCCACCCCCACCCCGACGCCACCCCCACCCCCGACGCCACCCCACCUCUCCUCCCGACGCCACCCGCAUCGUCACCCCCACCCCCGUCGCUAA
Macrosteles quadrilineatus (aster leafhopper) is the source of this 798-nucleotide messenger RNA. RefSeq lists its product as uncharacterized. The record is from RefSeq and is a predicted model, not a curated record. NCBI's taxonomy places the organism in Eukaryota, Metazoa, Arthropoda, Insecta, Hemiptera, Cicadellidae. The coding region runs from base 1 to 798 and encodes 265 amino acids. The transcript is spliced from 3 exons.